AUGAUUGAAAUUUCGCCGGUCAUCUCAUCGCUACAUAUAAAUCCUGUUGAGAAAGCUUCAUUGUCUGAAACAAAACCUAUAAUACUUUCCCAAGAAAACAGUUUGAAAGGGAUGAAUCAUAUCGAUAAGACCAUUCAAGCAAUGGAUACGGUUCCUAACGUGAGCGUUCAAGAUGCAGAGUUAUUAUUAUCUUUUAGUUCGAAUGCUCAAAAGCCUAGAAAGCUACAUCCUAAAUUUCGACCGUAUCUCGGUGAAACAACAAAUACUCCGCUUUCAUCAUUUAACAAUUUGACAUUAUCUAGUAAUAUAGAAACUAUAUCUCGAUCUGGUUCACUAUGUUCGACAUCGGACGAAUCAUCAUCUGAUAUUUCCUCAAUAGCAUGUACAUCACCGUGUCCAUCAUCAAAUGAUGAAUGCCAAUCGUCUUCACUAUCUUCAAAUGCAAACACGAGAUUUUCUCCAUCAUUAACAGAUGCGCAUAAUCCAGAAUACCAUAUUCUUUAUCUUAAUUGCAAUGGUACAUUUUUCCCCAUUGCUCAAACAUCAUUUGUUGUUCAAACAACACAACCAUCAACAAAUUUAUCAGUAUUAAAGACAACAACCAAUACAAAUCUACUACAGAUUGAACGAAAGAAAAAUUAUAUUUGUUCGCAUGCUGGAUGCAAUAAAUCAUAUUUUAAAUCGUCUCAUCUCAAAGCACAUACGCGUUUACAUACAGGUGAAAAACCAUUCUUAUGUUUGUGGGCGAACUGCGACAAAACCUUUGCACGAUCCGAUGAAUUAAGUCGACAUCGCAGACGACACACUGGAGAGAAAAAGCAUGUUUGUUCUGUUUGUCGAAAAGCGUUCAUCAGAAGUGAUCAUUUGGCUAAACAUCAAAAGCGUCAUAAAAAAUUAACAAAAUUAUCUUGA
Rotaria socialis is the source of this 912-nucleotide messenger RNA. The record is from the annotation of a GenBank genome assembly. Lineage: Eukaryota; Metazoa; Rotifera; Eurotatoria; Philodinida; Philodinidae.